AUGCCUCUCAACAACAUCCUAGGGAUAGAAAUUUUUGAUACAUGGGGUAUUGACUUCAUAGGUCCGUUCAUAUCUUCAUAUAACAACAAAUACAUUUUGCUUGCUGUUGUUUAUGCCUCCAAGUGGGUUGAAGCAUCAACCUUUCCUCAUAAUAAUUCGAAGGUGGUGAUGAAUUUCAUUAAGAAGAAUAUUUUCACUCGAUUUAGCACGCCAAGGACAAUUAUUAGUGAUGAGGAAAGUCACUUUUGCAACAAGUAUUUUGAUACACUUCUGGAAAAAUAUGGAGUUAAACACAAGGUUACAACUGUGUACCAUCCUCAAACUAGUGGCCAAGCAGAAGUAUCGAGUAGAGAAAUCAAGAGGAUUUUGGAGAAAACAGCAUGUCCUAUAAGAAAAGAUUGGGCAAGAAGAUUGGAUGAUACACUGUGGGCACAUAGGACUGCUUACAAGACCCCAAUUGGUAUGUCUCCAUAUAAGUUGGUCUUUGGCAAAGCUUGUCAUUUGCUAGUGGAACUUGAACACAAUGAUUGGGCCGUGAAGAAGUUAAAUUUUGAUUUACAAGCUGCAGGUAAUUGCACCGCGGCCCUCAAGGGGAGAGUCACGGCAUUGGAUAAAGCACGGAUUGGUCACGAAAUAGAAUGUUUCAGCACCGCGGCCCUUAAAAAGAGCGCCGCGGUGCUGAACAAAGAAAAGAUUGGCAAAACAUUUGAACGCCACAACGCUGGACAUUGGCAGCGAUUUAGUGACCAACCUGAAGCUGCAAUGGUGCCUAUAGUCUGGGAGUUUUAUGAAAAUGCAGUUGAGCAUGUUGAUGGAGUGGCAUUUGUUAGUGGCAAACGAGUCCCUUUUCACAGCCAAGAUAUCAACGCAUUUUUUGGAACCCCUAAUAUUGAAAAUGAUGAAUAUGGGUAG
This is a messenger RNA of Theobroma cacao (cacao), 912 nucleotides long. The record is from RefSeq and is a predicted model, not a curated record. Lineage: Eukaryota; Viridiplantae; Streptophyta; Magnoliopsida; Malvales; Malvaceae.